Molecule: messenger RNA, 530 nt
Organism: Leptosomus discolor (cuckoo roller)
Lineage: Eukaryota; Metazoa; Chordata; Aves; Leptosomiformes; Leptosomidae
Source: RefSeq, a predicted model, not a curated record
GCAUGCCAACCGGACUGCAAGGGCAGAGCGUCUCUUCGGGUAGCUCCGAAAUCAAAUCUGACGACGAGGGAGAUGAAAACCUCCAGGACACAAAGUCUUCUGAGGACAAGAAACUAGAGGAUGACAAGAAGGAUAUCAAAUCAAUUACUAGGUCAAGAUCUAGCAAUAACGACGACGAAGACCUGACACCGGAGCAGAAGGCCGAGAGGGAAAAGGAGAGGAGAAUGGCCAACAACGCUCGGGAGCGCCUGCGCGUCCGCGACAUCAACGAGGCUUUCAAGGAGUUGGGCCGGAUGGUGCAGCUCCACCUGAAGAGCGACAAGCCCCAGACCAAGCUCCUGAUCUUACACCAGGCCGUGGCUGUCAUCCUCAGCUUAGAGCAGCAAGUCAGAGAAAGAAACCUGAAUCCUAAAGCGGCGUGUCUGAAAAGAAGGGAAGAAGAGAAAGUGUCUUCAGACCCUCCUCCGCUUUCCCUGGCGGGACCCCACCCUGGGAUGGGAGAUGCCUCCAAUCACAUGGGACAGAUGUAA